AUAAGGUAAGCAUUCCUGUUUUUGCUUUUUUUAAUUUUAUAUAAAUAUAUUUAAUAAUAAAAAAAAAUUAUGAUUUUUUUCAAAAGUAUUUUAGUGAAAACACAAGAUCAUUUUUAUCGUUACAGUCGGUAAUCUGUUGACAAUACUGACGCACCAACCGAAAGCAGUCGGUAUUAUACUUGCGCGUUGUGGAUGCGCAGUAUCGAAACGUGCGUGUCUUCGUUGUCCGUCAACGCGGACGCGAGAAAAUCGGUGGCAAUCAUGUAAAAAUCCAGUGUCAACAUUAUUUCUCGGGUCAUUCAUGUAUUUUUCGUGAUCAUCCAAACAAUCGGUAUUCUUACAUAUACGAGAAAUACGCGAUUCCAUCUUGACGAUCGUGAAUACAUACUAUAGAUAGACAUACGUUUUGCGACGAACAAGAGGAUCAUCGACCCGCACAUUUCGCGAGAUGUGUUUUCGCUGAGUAAGAACGAGUGUUGCAUUGUGACUGACAUCAAAAUUUAAUGAGCAACAGGGACAUGGAGAACACCAUGCAGCCGCCACUUCCACCGCCACCCCCACCCUCGGAAAUCCUUGAGAAUACCAGCACGGAACACACAGUCACCCACGUCUUGACAUUUGUAAACCUGGCAGACAGCGGAGGCCAGAGGGUUGACAUGACGCACUUCGAUCUUCUGAAAGUCCUUGGAACCGGAGCUUACGGAAAGGUGUUCCUGGUGCGCAAAAGAACUGGAACCGAUGCAGGCAGACUCUACGCCAUGAAAGUCUUGAAGAAAGCGUCCAUCGUCCAGAGAAAGAAGACGACCGAGCACACCAAGACGGAGAGACAAGUUCUGGAGGCCGUUCGGGACAGUCCUUUUUUAGUUACAUUGCAUUAUGCCUUUCAAACGGACGCAAAGUUACAUCUGAUUUUAGAUUAUGUCAGCGGCGGCGAGUUGUUUACGCAUCUGUAUCAACGGGAACAUUUUAGCGAGGACGAAGUACGAAUCUAUAUCGGCGAAGUUAUUUUGGCGCUGGAACAUCUACAUAAACUGGGUAUAAUUUACAGAGACAUUAAACUGGAGAACAUUCUGUUAGACAAAGAGGGUCAUAUUGUGUUAACAGAUUUUGGAUUAAGCAAAGAGUUCCUGCCGCACGAAAGGGACAGCAACGCCCGUGCUUACUCCUUUUGCGGAACUAUCGAGUACAUGGCACCGGAAGUGGUACGAGGGGGCUCGGCGGGCCACGAUAUUGCAGUGGACUGGUGGAGUGUAGGCGUACUCACUUAUGAGCUGCUGACUGGCGCCUCGCCUUUUACGGUCGAAGGCGAGAAGAAUACGCAACAGGACAUCUCGCGUCGAAUAUUGAAAACAGAUCCUCCUAUUCCCAGCCAUCUCAGCCCAAUUGUUCGAGAUUUUAUUCUUCGUCUUCUCGUGAAAGAUCCACGACAGCGACUCGGUGGAGGGCCAGGAGACGCCAAAGAAUUGAAGGAGCAUCCUUUCUUCAAAAAAGCGCCAUCAUCGUUCAGCUGGGAGGCUCUCGAAAAACGUGAAAUUCCUCCUCCGUUUGUUCCUCAAAUCGCCCAUGAACUAGACACCAGUAAUUUCUCGGAUGAAUUUACAAAAAUGAUCGCAGCUGAUAGCCCAGCCGUAGUUCCGCCCAAUUAUGACAAAAUUUUUAGAGGUUAUUCCUAUGUGGCACCGUCUAUAUUGUUUGGAGAAAAUGCAGUUAGUAAAGAUAUUUUCAAGGAAGCCACGAAAAUCAAUACAGAGUCUCAAAGACCGUCAACAUCGGAUGUAUUGGCAGCCAGGUUCGAGGAGUCCACAUUUUUUCAGAGUUACGAGAUAGAUCUUCGAGAAGAAGCCUUAGGAGAUGGUAGUUUUUCAGUUUGUCGCAAAUGUAGACAUAGGAAAACGAUGGAAAUAUUCGCUGUGAAGAUUGUUAGUCGCAGGAUCGACUGUGGAAGAGAAGCAAGUUUGUUAAGAAGUUGUCAAGGUCACCCAAAUAUAGUCAAAUUAAUCGAAGUUCAUCAGGACAGAGCGCACACGUACUUGAUAAUGGAACUGUUAUAUGGAGGAGAAUUAUUGAGAAGGCCAAGACCCUUCAGUGAUCAGCAAGCUAGUAGAAUAAUGCGACAAUUAGCUUCCGCGGUUCAAUUCAUGCACUCCAGAGGUGUAGUUCAUCGUGAUUUGAAACCAGAGAACAUAGUAUUUGCCCAUGAGGCAGAGGAUUCACCAGUAAAGAUUGUAGAUUUUGGUUUUGCCAGGAUAAAACGUGGCUGCGAGCCUCUACAUACACCCUGUUUUACUCUCCCAUAUGCAGCUCCAGAAGUAAUUGCUAGACAAGGCUAUGAUCAAAGCUGUGAUCUCUGGAGUUUAGGCGCUAUUUUAUAUUCAAUCUUGUCUGGAAAACCGCCAUUUAGAUCAGGCUCUCUAGAUUUAGCAACUAGAAUCAGAGCAGGUGAAAUUGAUUUCGAUAGUGAAUCUUGGAAUCACGUGUCUAACCUUGCUAAACAAGUUGCCAAAGGCUUGUUAACCGUGGACCCGAGCGAAAGACUGACAGCCAGCGAACUGGCAAAUCAUCCUUGGUUACAGGAAUCAAAUUCAUUCGACGUGGCUAAUUCGUAUGACGUAACUGUAUUGGAUAAUUCGAAUGCUUUGCUGGAGAAACCAGAAGGCUUCCGAUUGCGUGAAGUAGAUGGUGCAAGGCUUGCACAGCGCAGGAAGCUACACAAGCGUUCCACUUCUAGUUCUGUAUCGUCAUCUGCUUCUACGACAUCAUCGAGUCCCUCUGUACAGCUCCUUCGACCACCUAGUAACGUUACUAACGUUGCAACAUCCGUUUCACCAGCCCAACCAAACGCGUUUGAUUUCGGUGAAGACAAAGUAAAUGAAUACCUUAGUUCCUUAUCCUCCUCUUCCGAUUCAAAUUCACCGAGGAUUAUACAUCAAGAACCAUCUAAAAAACGACAUAAGCGAGAUGAAGAUGAGGAAACAAAAUCAAAAAAAUAUAAAAAACAAAACGUCCAAUAUACAGAAAUUUAUAAAAAUAGGACUGGUCCAGUGACCAGGUCUAGAAAAAGAAAAUUAGAAGAACAGACUAUAAAUGAAGAUGAAUUAUCAGUGUUAGAGCCCUGUGAAACAAGUCAUGUAGAUUUCAGAGAGAUCCAUCGAAAACAGAAGGCAGGAAAGCGGCCCAAGAGGUUAACUACUAUUACCGUGGAAUAGAUAAAAUUUGCAUCAUCUUCUUUUCAUACUUCUCCUAUAUAUAUAUAUAUAUGUAUGCAUUUCACGUAAUGUUGCAACGUUGGCUGCCUUCGACGCUCGAAUUGAUUCGGGUAACAUACAUUGCGUCAUUCCUAUUUCCAGGACUUUGCUUGGGAACCGUUGGAAU
Apis dorsata (giant honeybee) is the source of this 3372-nucleotide messenger RNA. RefSeq names its product ribosomal protein S6 kinase alpha-5-like. NCBI's taxonomy places the organism in Eukaryota, Metazoa, Arthropoda, Insecta, Hymenoptera, Apidae. The record is from RefSeq and is a predicted model, not a curated record. Gene Ontology annotation, molecular function: protein serine/threonine kinase activity; magnesium ion binding; ATP binding. Gene Ontology annotation, biological process: regulation of DNA-templated transcription; protein phosphorylation; intracellular signal transduction. Bases 504 to 3206 code for a protein of 900 amino acids. The transcript has 6 exons.